AGGGAACCUACAGGAAAGAUUGGGCAUGACUAUAUGUCAGAGCAUGAAGUGAUAGAGGACAAGUGGGAACGGGUUCAGAUUGAAAGAGAGCACGUUUAGAUUAGCUAUUAGAAUAUUCUUUACUGUAAGGGUGGUGAAGCACUGUCACAUGUUGCCUAGAGAAGCUGUGGAUGCCCCAUCCCUCGAAGUGUUCAAGGCCAGGUUCGAUGGGGCCUGUUCCAGUGGAAGGGGCUGGAAGCGGACGCUCUUCGAGGUCCUUCCACCCCACUCGGAGCACUCCCGAGCCCCGGAGGCCGCUGUCUGCCGGGCCGGGCCGGGCCGGGCCGCGCCGCUCGCCGCUGCCCUGGGGCGGCCGGCUGCCCGCAAAGCCCGGCGUGGGGAGCGGCGCGGAGCGGACGGGACAGAGGGCGGCUGCCCGCAAAGCCCGGCGCGGCCGCGCGCGGCGCGGAGCGGGAGGCCGUCCUUAAGAUGGCUGUUGUGCGCGGGACGCCGCCGCUGUAGCGCCGCGAGGAGCCGCCCGCCCGCCCCGCUGCGCCGCGCCCGCCAUGGAGUGCCCGCACCUCGGCUCCAGCGUCUGCAUCGCGCCCGACUCGGCCAAGUUCCCGCAGGGCUCGCCCUCCUCCUGGUGCUGCAGCGUGUGCCGCUCAAAUAAAAGUCCCUGGGUCUGUCUGACGUGUUCCAGUGUCCAUUGUGGAAGAUAUGUGAAUGGCCAUGCAAAAAAGCAUUAUGAAGAUGCACAGAUUCCUAUGACCAAUCAUAAGAAAACAGAAAAACAGGAGAAAGUUCAGCAUACUGUGUGUAUGGAUUGCAGUAGUUACAGUACAUACUGUUAUCGCUGUGAUGAUUUUGUAGUCAAUGAUACCAAGCUGGGCCUGGUACAGAAGGUCAGAGAGCACCUACAGAACUUGGAAAAUUCAGCCUUUACAUCAGACAGACAUAGGAAAAGAAAACUAUUGGAAAACUCAUCUCUGAACAGCAAGUUACUGAAAGUAAAUGGAAGCACCACUGCCCUUUGUGCCACUGGCCUUCGGAACCUGGGGAACACUUGUUUCAUGAAUGCAAUCCUUCAGUCACUCAGUAAUAUUCAGCAGUUUUGCUGUUACUUCAAAGAGUUGCCUGCAGUGGAGCUGAGGAAUGGGAAGACGGCAGGGCGGCGAACGUACCACACCAGGAGCCAGGGGGAUAACAAUGUUUCACUUGUGGAAGAAUUCAGAAAGACACUCUGUGCUUUAUGGCAAGGAAGCCAAACUGCAUUUAGUCCAGAGUCUUUAUUUUACGUUGUUUGGAAAAUAAUGCCAAAUUUUAGGGGAUACCAGCAACAGGAUGCCCACGAGUUCAUGCGUUACCUUUUGGACCAUCUACACCUGGAACUCCAGGGUGGCUUCAAUGGUGUUUCACGUUCAGUAAUCUUGCAAGAAAAUUCUAACCUGUCUGCAAGCAACAAAUGUUGCAUAAAUGGAGCGUCUACUGUUGUCACUGCCAUUUUCGGAGGCAUUCUUCAAAAUGAAGUCAACUGCCUAAUAUGUGGGACUGAAUCUAGAAAGUUUGACCCAUUCCUAGACCUUUCGCUAGAUAUUCCAAGUCAGUUCAGAAAUAAACGUACUAAAAACCAAGAGAGUGGACCAAUGUGCACGCUACGAGACUGUCUUCGCAGUUUUACAGACCUGGAAGAACUUGAUGAGACAGAGCUGUACAUGUGUCACAAAUGCAAAAAGAAACAGAAGUCCACCAAAAAAUUCUGGAUUCAGAAACUACCAAAGGUGCUAUGCUUACACUUGAAACGCUUUCACUGGACAGCAUAUCUGAGAAACAAGGUUGAUACAUAUGUUGAGUUUCCCUUGCGAGGCCUAGACAUGAAAUGCUACUUGUUAGAGCCUGAAAACAGUGGCCCAGAGAGCUGCCUGUAUGACCUCGUGGCUGUGGUUGUGCAUCACGGCUCAGGCGUUGGUUCCGGCCACUACACAGCGUAUGCGGCGCACGAGGGCCGCUGGUUCCACUUCAACGACAGUACUGUAACCCUGACUGACGAGGAGACCGUGGGCAAGGCCAAGGCCUACAUCCUCUUCUACGUGGAGCGCCAAGCCAAGCCUGGAGCAGAGAAACUUUAAUACCUCCUUUGCAUUCUUGCUUAUCAAGUCCACCGGACAAACAUUUCCAUUUUCCAUAAAUACUUGAUCCAAGACUUAUUAAUUUCAUUGUGCACUUUGCAAUUUCCUCUUGUGGGUUUUUGUUUUGUUGUGUCAAUGGUAGCAUUUGACUUACUGAACUUGGACACAAACUAACUUUUUUUUAGUUAUACCAGAAAACCUCAGCAGAUUUUGAUUUGCUGCUUUAGUUGUGAUAACUCAAUUUUUAUAUAUAUAGUUUCAUGAAAUAGUUAUGACUUUUUUAUAUUAAUGUUUUCAGUUCUCACUUUCUAAAGGCACAUUUACAUCAAAAACCUCUGUCCUCCUUACAAGCAAGAUAAAAGUGCUUCUGACCAUGAAAAGCAAUACAACUUCAUGCUGUUCUCAGUCCUAUGAUGUAGAUAUGACUCAAUCUCUUUAAAUCAAGGAAUUGUUUGCACGUACUAUUUUCCUUCGUGCAAGAAACUUAAACAGUGACCUCUGACCAAUCAUCCUUUUUCUGCACAAGAGAGGCAAUAUACCAUCAUUAAAUAGACCAGAUGAUUGCUGCUAUAUUGGUGUGUAUUCAGGCUGGUGACUUUCAGGAAUCAUUGUAAAUAAACAGUUGGUUCAAUUGUAUCAAUACUGCAAUUUAAUUACAGUACUGCUCAGAUAUGCUGCCCCCUACCCCCUGCAAAUUUAAAACAAUUAUCUUUACCUGUCUAAAUUGCAUUGCCCUUUAUGGUUUUAUAACAACCUGUAUUGCAUUUGACAUCUCUUGGUUUUAGGCUGUCAUCCUGAAAUUGGAUCAUGAACACUUAUGUGCUUGAAAAUUGGGGAGACUUCCUGGCAGUAGAAUCCCAAGCAAAACCCCUUAGUUCCUAGUGGGAAUUGGAAGUACAGCCCCAAGGGCUGGGGUUUGUGAGAACAGGCAUAGGUCUAAAUGCAGCUCUGCUCCAUGGCUACAGUUCACUGGGAAGCAGGAGGUGACAGAUGGUGUUGCAGGUGCUUUGCGUGAAAUCGUUCUAGCAGUUCAAAUGCAUCUUAAACCAGGAAAGGCAGAAACUGGCUUAAUCUAAAGCUGCAGAAAUUGUUCAGCAGAGCUAAUGGGUUUUGAAGUAUGCACACAGGUUAAGACUAUAGAGUUAUUUGAUACAGUGACAUAUUUAUAAGGAUGUUGUCUUUUACUUAGAUUGAACAGUAACUAGAACUUGCCAUUUCUUGAAGCUGUAGGUAGUUUGUCACCUUCCCUUCCUUACAGGCAGUCUUUCUUCUAAUCAAUGAAAACAGGUUGCUGAUACUUAGACAAGCAGAAAACGGAGCAGGUAAAGCAUUGUACCACAUUCUGCCAUUCCUGCUGCUCACGGGGAGCUGCACAGCUGCCACCUCUAGCUGUGUUUUCUCUGCAUGCUGCUUGGACCAGAUUUCUUUAGAAUUUACCUUUGAGAAUGCCAAGCUUAAAAUACACAACUAUCUCUAGGCCAGCAGCAGUUUAACUUACAGUAGUCAGGUGUAUGCAGUGUUCUUGCAAAACAGUGAUGUAAAUGUGCCUUUCUGUAUUUUUAGAAAUUUAAAUUUGUAAUCUUCAGCAACAUUCACUUCUUUUAAUCGACUUCUACUUGUCAGCAAUUGUUUGGGUCAGAGUUACCUUCUGACUUGAGCAUUUUCUUUCAGUCCCAUUUGCUGUGUCCCAUGCAGCUCCUGGGCAGUGGUGUCUCCAGCAGGGCCGUGUGGGGCGGGUCUGGGAAAACGAUGCAAUCACAGCAGGCUGUCCUUGCAGCAGGUGCUGCUCAGGACUCAGCCAUAUGCUUUGCUGGAACAAGUACAUUGUAAAUCCUUUCCUAAUUUAACUUUCUCCCACUGCAAACUCAGAUGGGCAGUAUGAACAGUUUGUUGUGGCAACACAAGUAUUUCUCUUCCUGGUGGAGAACUUUGCUUAUCCACUGUAUUCUAUUCAGUGUGGUGUCGAAAAAAAAAAAGUAACUGAGCACUGAACCAGUAACAUAAUACUGCACCUGGCCUAGUAUUACCUUUUUAACCUAGCUUGUAUAUCCUAUAUUUAUCUACUCGCUUGUGGGGGGGAAUAUCUCUUUCAUUUAAGCCAAAUGUUUUUUUUCUACUUACUGCUCAUCGUAGUACACACUAGCUGGCAAGAAGUUUUUUUCUUGCUUGAGACUGCUCUGCAAGCAGCAACUGCUCUCUACAGUUCAAAGACUUGCAUCUUUUUCACCAAAAUGUGUCCAAUCAAAGGUUGUCCUUUUGUUACUGAUUGUUUAGCCACGUAUACAACUGGAGCCAAUAUUUAUGUCAAUCAAAACCGCAAAAUGUCCAGCUCCUAAAUGUCAGCAAGAGAGUUUAAAAGUUUGAGACAGGGAGGGAUAGUGGACUUGUAUAAAAAACAGCAGGCCAUUUAUGAAGAUUUUACUAAAUCAGCGGGAAGUGUAACACGUGGUGUUAAGAAAUUCCCCCAGCAAUGUUUCAUUACUGAUGUGUCUGUGUCUUACUGAUGAGGUAAUGGGCACCUUGACAGCUGAUUCCAAUGUGCUUUAGGAUAUUCUCAAGUACUGUAGUGCCAUAGUUGUAAUUGUUUACCAUUAAAAUCUUGUGUGUAAUUUUCAGUGAGAAUUACUGACUGUGCUCAUCUUGUGUGUUUCUGGAGCAUUUCCAGGAUGAAUGUGAAUUAUAUCUCAUCACAUAGUGUGUUUAUGGAAAAUGUGCCAUUAAAAUGUCUCCUUUCCUUAGAAAAUGAAACUUCUUGUCCUUCUACAGGCUUGCAGAACAUUGGUGUAUGUCCUCUGCACACAAAUGGCAGAAUACUGUACCUUGCUCUGGGAAAAACAAAAUAAAGCAAUUGCAGUGUUCCUAACUCUGUAACACCUCUACCAAAGCUAGCACCUAACCCCAAAGAGGACCUGCCAUUCCAUUUUAAAUGCCUUGUCACCCAACUGCUGGUGGUUUUUUUGUCAGAUUGUGGUGUGUCCCCUCUGUCUGGCAAGAGUCCAUCCUAACAUCCUCAUCAUUCAACUUUGCUAGAUUGUUGAUUUGUUGUUAAUUUGGGUUUUUUUUUAAUUAGUAUUUUUUAAAAUAGUAUUCCUGUACAUAUAACUCUGAGAAGUCUCAACUGUUUAAACCUGCUCAAAAACAAAGGUAAGUUCUUGAGAUUUGAAAAUGCUAACACGAGAAUGAAGAACAAGCACAGGCACAUCUUUUAAGCUGCUGUUUUCCAGUAAACUGCAUUACC
This is a messenger RNA of Motacilla alba alba, 5346 nucleotides long. RefSeq names its product ubiquitin specific peptidase 3 (gene USP3). Gene Ontology annotation, molecular function: cysteine-type deubiquitinase activity; zinc ion binding. Gene Ontology annotation, biological process: protein deubiquitination. The transcript is spliced from 15 exons. Lineage: Eukaryota; Metazoa; Chordata; Aves; Passeriformes; Motacillidae. Gene Ontology annotation, cellular component: cytoplasm. The coding region runs from base 546 to 2108 and encodes 520 amino acids. The record is from RefSeq and is a predicted model, not a curated record.